This is a messenger RNA of Cladophialophora carrionii CBS 160.54, 1068 nucleotides long. RefSeq lists its product as uncharacterized. The transcript is spliced from 2 exons. Gene Ontology annotation, molecular function: carboxy-lyase activity; hydrolase activity. Lineage: Eukaryota; Fungi; Ascomycota; Eurotiomycetes; Chaetothyriales; Herpotrichiellaceae. Gene Ontology annotation, biological process: secondary metabolic process. Gene Ontology annotation, cellular component: cytosol; cytoplasm. The coding region runs from base 1 to 1068 and encodes 355 amino acids. The record is from RefSeq and is a predicted model, not a curated record.
AUGGGUGACGAACAAUCACAACGUACAAAUGCUUCGAAUCUAGAGUCGCACCACCCGUCACAAUCAGCCUCCACCGCCUCCUUUCGCAAAACCGCCCGUCUGAUAUGCCUGGAAGAACACGCCGUCUCGCCGUUCCCCGUACCGAGUACAUCGUCCACAUUCAACAUCUUCAAACCCACGUACAUAUCGGGGGUUAAGGAUCGUCUGUCUAACAUCACCCACCGCAUCGCCGUAAUGGACGCACAUAACAUCGGCGCGCAGAUAAUCUCCAUGAAUCAGCCCACCGCGCAAGCGUUCACUGAUCUGCAACAGCAGGUGGAAUGGUGCAGGAGGUCCAACAACUUUGUGGUUGAGAACUAUUGCCGCGCUUAUCCAAACAGGUUCUUUGCCUUCGCGACCUUGCCCACGCAGAGUGGACGAGCUGCCGCAGAGGAACUCGAGCGGUGCGUGAUGGAGUACGGCUUUGUAGGCGCGAUGAUCAACGGCUUCACCAACACGACAGAUCCGACUCGCGGGCUGUAUCUGGACGACCCGCAGUUUGAUGUCCUCUGGGAGACAGCGGAGCGGUUGCAGAAGCCCAUCUUUAUUCAUCCCAGGGUACCGCUGGUGAGUAAUAUGAAAGUGCUGGAAGAUAUGCCAGUUUUCCAUGGCGCGCCGUACGGGUUUGGACGGGAGACUUGCGAACACAUCCUGCGGAUAAUGUAUGCCGGCGUCUUUGAUCGGUUUCCCAAGUUGAAGGUCUGUUUGGGGCAUAUGGGAGAGGGGUUGAGCUGGAUCUUGCCGCGGACGGACAAGGCGCAAGGACCAAAGAAAAAGCGAUUUCAGGACUAUUUCCAACAAAAUAUCCUCCCCAAUACCAGCGGCAUGCCCAGAACUUCUGCACUCAUGCAAUUGAUGGCUGAAUCGAAGGCGGAGAACAUUAUGUUUGCAGUGGAUUACCCGUAUGAGUCUGUGGCGGAGAUGAGGGCAUGGUUCGAGACAGUACCGGUGUCAGAUGAGACAUGGAGGGAUAUUGGGUACCGCAACGCUAUUAGAUGGUUCGGCCUGCCGCUGGACUAUGAUGAGUGA